AUGUCAACGGGAUCUAUCAGUGACACCGAGGACUUGCGGGAGAUGGAGUUACACGGGUUCCAGCUCCGGUGUAACGGUUUCAAACACGAGGCGAACGACACGGAGUUCUACAUCUCGGCUGAAACCACUGACGAGGCGUGCUCCGACUGCAGUCCCAAGAGGAAGAGGCGGCCGGGCGUUCGCAAAAAGCAACUGCCCAAGCGAGUCAAAGAGGGAAAACAGACGCAGAGAAACGCUGCCAACGCCAGAGAGAGAGCCAGGAUGAGAGUGCUGAGCACAGCCUUCUCCAGAUUAAAAACCAGCCUUCCCUGGGUGCCGUCAGAUACCAAACUCUCUAAACUGGACACCCUCAGACUGGCAGCUAGUUACAUUGCACACUUAAGGCAAAUCCUGGCCAACGAUAAAUACGAAAAUGGAUACGUCCAUCCGGUAAAUCUGACUUGGCCUUUCAUAGUUUCAGGAAGAUCAGACGUUGACAGCAAAGAUCUCACAGCUACGUCCAGAUUGUGUGGGACCACGGUCUAG
Rhincodon typus (whale shark) is the source of this 525-nucleotide messenger RNA. RefSeq names its product transcription factor 21 (gene msc). The record is from RefSeq and is a predicted model, not a curated record. Gene Ontology annotation, molecular function: protein dimerization activity; DNA-binding transcription factor activity, RNA polymerase II-specific; RNA polymerase II transcription regulatory region sequence-specific DNA binding. Lineage: Eukaryota; Metazoa; Chordata; Chondrichthyes; Orectolobiformes; Rhincodontidae. The coding region runs from base 1 to 525 and encodes 174 amino acids. Gene Ontology annotation, biological process: regulation of transcription by RNA polymerase II; developmental process. The transcript is spliced from 2 exons.